AGUCGUGGAUGGUCGGAUGGAACACCGCCUCACGAGCGACCCUGGUUCGUCCCGGCGGUGCACGCGGCAUCCAAUAAACGUAUCUGCGAACGCUGGACUCGCGAGGUUUGCCCAUUUCUUCCCGCGUCUCCUUGACUUCUCUCCUCCUCCCUCCGCCUCCCCCGCCCAUCCUCCACCCCACAUUUCUCUCCCUCUUUCUCGGGUUUCUUGGAGCUCUCUGGAAACCAUAGCUCCAUCCAAAACCCUCUUCCCAUGAUCCUCCGAUCCAUCUCAACCCCUAUCGAUUUUCGGUACUCUUUCCUCCCCGUCAAGAACCCGGCCCUUCUCCACCGGAGCGUUCGGCUUCGCCGACGGCGGCCGACGCUCCGGGUGCAUUCUGUGCUCGAGGACCUCUUCCACAACCUCGUCUCCGCCUUCCCCUCCCCCACUUCCCUCGACCUCCUCGCGCCAGUCCUCGGCUUCGCUUCCGGCGCCGCCCUUUACGUCGCCUCCCGCAGCCGCCGUGGAGGUGGAGGCGGGGUCCCCGAUGCCGUUGUUGGGGAUUGGAUAUUAUUCACGAGCCCGACGCCGUUCAACAGGUGCGUUCUCCUCCGGUGCCCCUCGGUGUCGUUCGAGGACGGCGGCGAGCUGCUGGAGGGCGUGAACGAUAGGCUGGUGAGGGAGGAACGGCACUACGUGAAUCUGAGCCGGGGGAGGAUACCGGCGGCGAGGUUGGGGACUGAUGAAAAGAUCGAGGAGGAUGAGGUCUCGUACCAGAGGGUCUGCGUAGGAACCGAGGAUGGAGGGGUGAUCUCAUUGGACUGGCCGGACAAUUUGGACAUCGCGAAGGAGCAUGGCCUGGACACGACGAUGGUCAUCGUGCCAGGGGUGACCGAGGGAAGCAUGGAUAGAAAUGUGAGAAUGUUUGUUAUUGAUGCCCUCAAGCAUGGGUAUUUCCCGAUUGUUAUGAACCCCAGAGGAUGCGCCAGUUCCCCACUAACCACAGCAAGGUUAUUUACAGCUGCUGACAGCGAUGAUAUCUGCACAGCUAUCGGAUUCAUCAACAGAUUAAGACCCUGGACAACAUUGAUGGGCGUUGGCUGGGGUUAUGGUGCAAAUAUGCUGACAAAAUAUCUUGCUGAAGUGGAAGAGACAACUCCUCUUACAGCUGCUGUUUGCAUAGACAAUCCUUUUGACUUAGCAGAAGCCACGAGGUCAUUCCCUCAUCAUAUUGCUUUGGACCAAAAGCUCACAAGUGGAUUGAUAGAUAUUCUUCAAUCUAAUAAGGAGCUCUUCCAAGGAAAAGCUAAAGGUUUUGAUGUUGGAAAAGCUUUAUCAGCCACAUCUAUUCGUGAUUUUGAUGAAGCUGUAUCGAUGAUUUCUUAUGGCUGUCAUGCUGUUGAGGAUUUCUACUCAAAGAUCAGUACAAGGCAGUCAGUUAGCAGCUUGAAGAUCCCUGUCCUAUUUAUACAGACUGAUGAUGGGACUGUACCACUUUUCUCUGUUCCACGCAGCUCAAUAGCAGAAAAUCCAUUUACAAGUCUUCUUCUUUGUUCUUGUUUGCCUUCAACUAUUGUCACAACUGAGAGAUCUGCUAUUCUUUGGUGCCAAAAUCUAGCCAUUGAGUGGCUUUCAGCAGUGGAACUUGCACUUUUGAAAGGUCGCCAUCCUCUUCUAAAAGAUGUGGAUAUUACGAUCAAUCCUUCAAAAGGCUUAGCAUUUGUUGAUGGCAUAGCAUCAAAGAGAAGUAUUUCAGAUGGAAGUAGUUUCCAUGUGAGCUAUGAUCCAUCUCGAUUGUUUUUAGGCCGUAAGAGUGCAAAUGGAAUACAGAAAAAUGAUAAUGUACUCAAAGAAGGUGAUGGUGCAGUUCAAGAUAAAGUUAACAGUCACUCAAAAUCAAGAAAUGAGUUGCGUGAAAUGCAGAAAAAUGAUAAUGCAGGAAUAGAUACGGACAAAAAUGUUGAAGCCUUGCAGCCCAAUGGUGCAGUUAAUGCCAGUUGGGACAUACAAGGAGAUGGUCUUAUGGACAGUGAAAAUAGCCAAGUAUUACAAACUGCUGCUGCAGUCAUGAAUAUGCUUGAUGUUACUACACCAGGGACACUAGAUGAUGAACAAAAGCAAAAGGUUCUUACUGCCGUGGAACAAGGAGAAACACUUAUGAAAGCUCUGGAAGGAGCUGUGCCUGAAGAUGUACGUGGAAAGCUUACAUCUGCUGUUACUGAGAUUCUGCAAACUCAGAGUACAAACUUAAAUAUCGAUGGUCUCAAAAGGAUUGGAUGGCUUCCUAAUUUAACAUCAGAGCUGAAGUCAAGGAUCCAAGGUAAAAGGGGUACUGGCAGUGAGGAAAAAGCAGAAGAUGAUUUGGCCUGCUUAAAUUCAGGCAAUAACAACACUCAGGAGAGAAGUGAGUCUUCUCAGGAAAAGUCUGCCCCAGAUUCUGGACAUGUUGAAGCUGGGGCAGAAGUAGCAGGUAAGUCAAACCAGCCUAACAAAUUUGAGAAAGGAAUUGCGAGGAUAGAUGAGGCUAUAGGCGAGCAGCAGAAGGUCAAUCAAAGCUCUGAAAUAACUGAGAAGCACUCUGCAUAUGAUCAAGUGGCUGCAAGCGAUGCAAAUGAUGUCCAUAACAAUGAAGCAAAAAAAGUGGAUCCUGCAGUAGAUCAAAAUAAGCAAAUUUCAUCUACUAACACUGAAGAAGCAUUGUCAGAUGGCUCAUCCGCUUCUGUGCAGCAGGUGACAGAAAAAGCAGGGAAUGAAAUUACAAAGAAAGAAGAGAAAGUUACUCAGGAUAUGGUAGAUCAAAAUAUACAAAGUUCUUCCACUAAAUCAGAAGAAUCCUGGUCACAACAUCCGUCUUCUAAGUCCCCCUCAAUAAAUGUGACUCAGGCAUUAGAAGCCUUAACCGGGUUUGAUGACUCGACACAAAUGGCUGUUAAUAGCGUUUUUGGAGUCAUAGAGAAUAUGAUUGAUCAAUUAGAGAAAACGAGCAACCAGAGCAAUGAUGAUGAAAUAGAUAAAAUUGAGGAUCAAAAAUCCCAAAUUGAUGAUGAAGUAAAUAAAAUUGAGGAUCAGGAAUCUCGAAUUGCAUCCCAUGACUUCCCUCCCAUCAAUGAAACAAAAUAUGAUUGCAUAGAGGACAGUGACAAUAGACCAGCUGAAGUAUCAAAUGCAAGUCAACCAUGUAAUCAAGUUGAGAACAAUUUACAUGAAGUAGCUGCUGAGACUCAUGAGGGACUUGAAGAUAAGUGGGGCGAGGAUAAGCUAUUUGCAUCAUCAGGAGAAAACAGUAUCAGUCAGUCUGAAGAAUGUAAUUCAGGGGGUAAUUAUAUAGAUGGUAAGAACCUUAAUAUGGUUGGUUGUGUUCAAAAGUUUCCAUUAAACGUAGUUAUGAACUCUUAUUGGGGGCCACCAUAUGCAACAUAUCUCCAUAGAUAUCUUUCUGCACAGUCACCAAUAAUGAAAUCAUCAGAUCUAAAUUCAACAACUGAUCUAUUUCUUGACCCAGAAGAAGGUCGGUGGAAAAUGCUAGAUCAAGCAGGAAAUGCGAACAAUACUGUAGGUGAAAGUGGAGAAAACCGGAGCAUCAAUGGAAGUAGUCAUAUUAUCAAUGCUAAAUCAGAACAAGGUGAUAUGGAGCAAGCGGUCGAACCAUCCUACAUAAUAUUAGAUACUGAAUUUUCAAGAUUUGAAAAGCAGCAGUCUGAAGAGCUUAAUGAAAUAGAUGAUUCUAUCAAACAAGCUGAUGCUAAAAAAGAGGAGUUGAUUGGCUUAAUUAGGAAUGCUUUGCUGGAAGCUUUGAAGGUUGAAGUUGCUCGUAGAUUAGGCAUGCCUGACUCGAAGAAAAUGGACAGUAGUCUGGUGUGUGAUCUGGAACAAGUCAGCGAUGCAGUAUCCCGAGCUGUUGUGUCUGACGAUGUGAUGAAUUUGAACUCAUUUUCAGAAAGUGACGAUACUAGUUUGGUGAACCUUAGUGCAGUUGAGGGAGAGCACAUAAUAAAAGCCAUUUAUUCUGCAGUCCAGGAUGCCAGCCAUUUGAGAAAAGUCCUUCCAGUUGGUGUAAUUGUUGGUUCAAGCUUGGCAUCUUUAAGAAAGUACUUUCAGGUUGCUUCUCUGCAUGAUGAUGUCCAAAGCAAAACCAACCAUCAAUCAGGAAAUGUGGGGCAACAGUUUUUUGAUCAAGAAAGACACAUCAGGAUUGGGGAUCAACAUUCUGAUACAGAUAGCUCAUUAAAUAGUGAAAAUGAAACAUGUGAGAUAGACAAUUCAAACAAUAAGGGCAUCAUGGUUGGGGCUGUUACAGCUGCAUUGGGUGCAUCUGCUUUAUUGGCACGGCAUGAGCAAAAUAAGAGCCACAAAUAUGAUGAGGCCCUGGAAAGUCCUUCUGCCUUAUCUAAUGAGAAGGGAUUUCCCCAUUUAGAGCAUGCUAAGCUUGAGGAAGCGGUGCGAGAAAAAAACCAGGAUACUUUAGUGACCAGCCUUGCUGAGAAAGCAAUGUCUGUUGCUGGUCCUGUAGUACCUACCAGGAGUGAUGGGGAAGUGGAUCAGGAAAGACUGGUUGCCAUUCUGGCAGAAUUGGGACAAAAGGGUGGAAUGCUGCGAUUAGUUGGCAAAAUUGCUUUACUCUGGGGUGGCUUACGUGGUGCUAUGAGCUUGACAGACAGGCUUAUCUCGUUCCUGCGGAUUGCUGAACGUCCUUUAUUUCAGAGGAUACUUGGGUUUGCUUUCAUGGUGCUUGUUCUAUGGUCGCCUGUGGUGAUCCCCCUGUUCCCAACACUUGUUCAGAGUUGGACAACAAAGACUUCAAAUGGGAUCGCUGAAUAUGCUUGCAUUAUAGGUCUCUAUGUCUCUAUCACAAUUCUUGUUGUGUUAUGGGGUAAAAGAAUUCGGAGAUAUGGCAACCCACUCAAACAAUAUGGGCUGGAUCUGGCGGCACCCAGGGUCCAUGAUUUCCUCAAGGGCUUGCUGGGUGGAAUGAUGAUUGUCUUGUGUAUACAUUCAAUGAGUGGAUUACUGGGAUACGCAACGGUUUCUUGGUCACUAGGUCUGCCAUCAAUUUCAGCAGGUCCGGUUGUAUUGCUCAAAGCAUAUGGGAGGAUGCUAGCACAUGCUGUUCGAGGUAUUGUGACUGCAACUGGCAUUGCUUUAGUGGAGGAAUUGUUAUUCAGAUCAUGGUUACAGGAGGAAAUUGCUGUUGACCUUGGAUAUUACCAUGCCAUGGUGAUGUCUGGAGUCGCAUUUUCUGUGAUUCAUGGGUCCUUGGCUUCAGUACCAGGUCUCUUGCUGCUAUCUUUGGCGCUCUUUGGAAUAAAACAAAGAGUUCAAGGCGAGCUCUAUGUCCCAAUUGGGUUGCGUGCUGGGAUAAUAGCUACCAAUUUCACCUUACAAUCUGGUGGCUUUAUAAAAUACUGGCCUAGUACUCCCUUUUGGCUAGCCAGUGUGCAUCCCAUGCAUCCAUUUGAUGGAGCUGUUGGUUUAGCUGUUUGUGUAAUUCUGGCCAUCCUUUUCUUUCCCCAGCAACCUCUGAAGAAGGAAAUCACAGGAGUUGUUUCAGAGUAGAAUGCAAGUACAUGGGACAUCACUGAAUCAAACAUCUAGCUAGAAGCGAGGAAGAGUAGAUUCAGCAUAAUGAUGCUGCUCCCGCAAUGUAAAGGCAAUUCACAAAUUUUGGUAGAUCCAAAAUGCAAUGGUGCUGAGCUGUUAUCUGUGCUGGAGAACUGUUAAUAGUAUCUGGCGCAAGCUAACGUCCAGGUGAUGGAGAAUGGACCAUUAGCUUGUAUCUCACCAUGGAGAGGCAUCACCGUGAUUUUUUGCCUUGGCCUCCAGAACAUGGAGAGCUUGUGCGGUCAGUCUUUGUCAUCGAGAUCAUUGCUAUUGAAUAACCAUUGCAGAUAGCAGUUUUGGGAGGUUUUAGACUGUCAAUUAUAAAGUUAUGCAUUGUACAGAUAUGGACCGUGUUGUAUUUUACUAAAUAAGGUUAAAUAUAUAAGAUGCUCAACAAAUGCCUUGAAGAGCAUACUAGUUACCUAA
Molecule: messenger RNA, 6003 nt
Organism: Elaeis guineensis (African oil palm)
Lineage: Eukaryota; Viridiplantae; Streptophyta; Magnoliopsida; Arecales; Arecaceae
Biological process (GO): lipid metabolic process; CAAX-box protein processing
Cellular component (GO): membrane
Molecular function (GO): metalloendopeptidase activity; short-chain carboxylesterase activity; monoacylglycerol lipase activity
Source: RefSeq, a predicted model, not a curated record